GUAUUCACUGUAGGCCGCCUCCAGCCAUCGCCAAUGGAGAUUUCUUUAGCAGUAACAGAGAGUAUUUCCAGUACGGAGUGGUGGUGACCUAUCGCUGCAAACUUGGAGAGAGAGGGAAAAAGCUGUUCGACCUCGUGGGCGAGGCAUCCAUACGCUGCACCAGCAAAGACAACCGAGCAGGCAUCUGGAGCGGACCUCCCCCUCAGUGCAUCGUACCCAACAAAUGCACGCCCCCAGACGUCGAAAAUGGAAUAAGGGAGUGUAUUCACUGUAGGCCGCCUCCAGCCAUCGCCAAUGGAGAUUUCUUUAGCAGUAACAGAGAGUAUUUCCAGUACGGAGUGGUGGUGACCUAUCGCUGCAAACUUGGAGAGAGAGGGAAAAAGCUGUUCGACCUCGUGGGCGAGGCAUCCAUACGCUGCACCAGCAAAGACAACCGAGCAGGCAUCUGGAGCGGACCUCCCCCUCAGUGCAUCGUACCCAACAAAUGCACGCCCCCAGACGUCAAAAAUGGAAUAAGGGUGUCUGAGAACAGAAGCUUGUUUUCCUUAAAUGAAGUUGUGAGGUUUAGGUGUCAGGCUGGCUUUGUCAUGAAAGGACCCUCCAGUGUGCGAUGCCAAGCCCAAAACAAAUGGGAGCCGGGGUUGCCCAGCUGCUCCAGGGUAUGUCAGCCACCUCCAGAAAUCCUGCAUGGUAAGCAUGCCCUAAGGGACAAGGACAACUUUUCCCCUGGACAGGAAGUGUUCUACAGCUGUGAGCCCGGCUAUGAUCUCAUAGGGGCUGCUUCUCUGCACUGUACACCCCAGGGAGACUGGAGCCCAGCAGUUCCCAAAUGUGCAGUGAAGUCAUGUGCUGACUUUUUGGACCAACUCCCUAAUGGCCACGUGCUCCUUCCACUUAAUCUUCAGCUUGGGGCAGAAGUAUCCUUCGUUUGUGAUGAGGGGUUUCAUUUAAAGGGAAGUUCAAGUAGUUACUGUGUCUUGGUUGGAAUGAAAAGCCUUUGGAAUAACAGUGUUCCUGUGUGUGAACAAAUCUUUUGUCCAAAUCCUCCAGCUAUCCUUAACGGGAGUCACACAGGAACUUCUCUCGGAGACAUUCCCUAUGGAAAAGAAAUUACUUACACAUGUGACCCCCACCCAGACAAAGGGAUGACCUUCAACCUCAUUGGGGAUAGCACCAUCCGCUGUACAAGUGACAGUCAAGGGAAUGGGUUUUGGAGUGGCCCUGCCCCUCGCUGUGAACUUUCUGUUCCUGCUGGUCAGUGUACACUUCUCCUCAAUACAGAUGGAUCAGUAUAUCUGGGCAAGAACCUCUAUAUCUUUUUCCUGACAGUCGUUCAUGCUUCUGAACACAGCUUUGUGAUGAAUAUCACAUACAGAAUUGCCUGCUAG
Pteropus alecto (black flying fox) is the source of this 1388-nucleotide messenger RNA. RefSeq names its product complement receptor type 1. The annotation marks the transcript as partial. Gene Ontology annotation, biological process: negative regulation of complement activation, classical pathway. The record is from RefSeq and is a predicted model, not a curated record. The transcript has 6 exons. Lineage: Eukaryota; Metazoa; Chordata; Mammalia; Chiroptera; Pteropodidae.